Messenger RNA from Hemibagrus wyckioides, 2608 nucleotides. Its product is annotated as coiled-coil domain-containing protein 148-like. The transcript is spliced from 15 exons. NCBI's taxonomy places the organism in Eukaryota, Metazoa, Chordata, Actinopteri, Siluriformes, Bagridae. The coding region runs from base 17 to 1936 and encodes 639 amino acids. The record is from RefSeq and is a predicted model, not a curated record.
UGUGUGUGUGCUUGUAAUGAGCCAAUCAGAGACGAGCAGUGUGGUCUCCUUGGUUACGUCUUGUACACCGAUUGCGUUCUUUGCGGCUGAAGCGUGGAAAGCUAACCUGAGAAAGAGAGAGAUGAGUGGGAGAGACCUGCGUGCCUUUCUGUCGAGUCACCGCACUGAGGACAUGGAGAAGCUGACGCAGCGAGUUAAAGCUGAAUUGGGAAUCACUAAAUACAAACCGGUUCAGUAUGACAAGCUUCAGGCCAUGGUGGAGGCCAAGAAACUCCACUCGGAGAAGACUGAACACAAGAUGAAGAAAUGUCUGCAAGUGGUAAAGGAGAGGAAAGAGAGCAGCCUGCUCCUCCAGCACAGACAGGUGUGGACCUCCGAGAACCACAAACUGAGCCGAGCCAGGGAACGAGGCGAGGCAGAUUUGAGGAACUUCCUGACCAGAAGCAGCUCAGAAGCAGGGGAGGAUGGAGACCUCUUCACUGGACUGCUGCGUUUUGAUCUGAGUUUGGAACAUGAACGUGAAGCGUUUCGCUUGGCCACAGUCGAGCCAGUGUGCCAGUUAAGAGAGGACCUGCUCUACAGAGUGAUGUCACAUCCUCCAGCAGCCAAUCAGCACACAGAGUGGGUUCAAGUUCUUCAGCAGGUGGUAUCUGUGAGGGAACAGCAGCAGGCUGUGAUGGACAGACUGCAGGAUGAGUGUGUCGCUCUCGAGCAGGAGCUAAGCGCUGCUGGACUGGAGGAACGACUGGAUGCUGCUGCAAUGGAGGAGUAUGUUAGUGUUCUGGAGCGGAUACCAGAGGAGGUCCUGACCGCACACUGCCCUUACCCUGAAGCCAAAGAAUCCAUCAUCAGGGCCUUCAUAAACAUGUCAGAAAAAUACUCUGUGCGCCUAGAGACAGCACGCAGCAGGUUGCUGGGCCUGGACAGGAAUUGUGGCUGGAAUGAAGAGGAUCACUUGCGGUUCCUCCACAUCGUAGGUCAAUAUUCUCCUGAGCUAAGAAACCACAGAGGGCUCUAUAUGGACAUGCUCCAGAGAAUUCUGCCACAUGUCUCCAGAGCAGAACUGAGUGCCCAUGAGCGGACCUGGGACUGGUACAGGUUCAGCGUGGAGCAGGAGAGGCUGCUGUUGGAGAGUUGGCACAGGGAGCACACGUUUCUGUGGCUACGGACACUGCGGUUGUUGGAGGAUGCCAGGGUCAUCUAUGACAAUGAGCAAAGCCUGCAGAAUGACAGAUUACACCAGCAACACAUCUGUGCACAGCUUAGACAAAAGCUGCAGCUAUGGCAUGAGCAACAGGAAGAGGUGGCUCGGAUGGAAGCGGCUGUAGCGGCACGCUGGCAGGAGGAGGAGAAGGAAAGACAGAAAGAGGAGCUGGAGAGAGAGCAUGCCAAGAGAAGCAGACAGAAACAACAAGUGCAAGAGUUUCACGAGAAGCAGCGGAGGAGGAGAGCCGAGUGGAGGUGCUGGGAAGAGAAGAGACUGGCUCAGCUCAGGAGAGAGAUGGACGAACAGGCGAGGAGAGAUAAAGAAAGAGUGCAGUUCAGAGAGAAGUUGCUGCAGCAUCGACAGCAGGAGCAACAAACUAAAGAAAGACUCAAAAAAAGAGAGGAUGAGGAGCGAGAGGAGAGACUUCAGACACUACGCAAUCAGGUUGCCAUUGUGGCAGAGGCAGACCCAGAGAGGAUGAUGGGACAGACUGAAGCGUGGAGAACCCACAUACAGCCUGACAAAGAAGAGUUCAUGCUGCAGAGACCCCUCUAUAACGUACACACCUAUACAGACACACAGAUCGUAGCUGACCCGAGGGUACGUAUCGAGCAGGCUCUCCGGACGGCAGGUCUCCAUCACACACACUACGCACGAGCGCUGCUUUCAGAAAUCCCACCACCAAAACCACCACGACGGGACACAGAAUCCACCGCCUUCAAAUCCUAACCUUACACUCUUCACAUCACUCACACACACUGGUAACGUUUCACCUUACAUGGAAAAAACACACACACACACACUGCAGAGCAACAUGAUUUCUAUUACAGUUUACUAAAAACCUGAUAAUUAAAAAUAAGACUCUAAUCAGUAAGAAUAAUCAUUAUUAUACUCUACUGCAUAAUAAUACUGGAAAUUAAAAGCUUUAAAAAAAACCUGUAAUGUUCUGUUUAAAUGUGAAUCUGAGAUGAAAUCCAGGCACCAUUAUUGUUUCUGAAGAGCUCUGCUGCUUCACUCCUGCUGAGUUCAUUACUAUGUCUCUGAGUUACGGGUCUGAAAAUGGGAAAAGGUGUGUUCAAUCUCAGAGCUAGUCAGACUGCAGGGGUUUCACUGUAUAUUACUGUAUAUAUUACUGUAUAUAUCUAAUCAGUUCUUCUUCUUCUUUGACCGACUGAUUCUGAAGGGACCUUACACACGCCAGUCAUGUUCCAUUUCUAUUCAGUUCAUUUCAUUUCAGUGGACGUUGUCCGUUGUUCACGCUGGAUGUGACGAUUCAAGUCGAAGCUUCACCCCAGAUACACGACGACAGAGUGAUGUAAAAGUAAAACCAGACCGUCUGUCAACAGGCGACAGGGCGAUGCCACGUCCAGUGUGAACAACCUGGUUGUUGUUUAUGAUAAC